Molecule: messenger RNA, 2655 nt
Organism: Drosophila yakuba
Lineage: Eukaryota; Metazoa; Arthropoda; Insecta; Diptera; Drosophilidae
Product: AF4/FMR2 family member lilli
Exons: 2
Coding region: 1-1482 (493 amino acids)
Source: RefSeq, a predicted model, not a curated record
AUGGCGAACGUUAAUUUGCAGAUGCCGCUCAUUGCAGCAGCCACCACCAUACUGACAAUUGUCAGUGGGGCCACCUCCUCCUCCAUCGCCACCGCCGCCGCCAGCAGCGCAUCCUCGACAGAAACGGCCAAGAACCAGCCAUCGUAUCACCAUAUGGGGUCAUUGUUCGAGAAUCGAUGGCUGCCAAUGGAUCAGCCGAUGCAGCAUCAUCCCAAUCAUCGCUAUGGCACGCUCAAAAUUCCAAGGGGAAGUGCGGGGAGUGAGAGGAGGGCCUUUAGCAGCAGCCAUUCCUCAGGCUCCCGUCAAGGAUUGGCCAACAUGCUCAAUGGGCUAACAAAUCUCUCGGGUCUGGGACACGUUACCCAUGGGUACCACGGCUCGGUGGCACCCACGCACACGGAGGCACUGGCCCUGGGCUCCACCAAACAGGAGAUACCGAUUUACGAGGAGCAGCAUGAAGAUGCCGCUGCGGUCGCUGCCGUUGCAGCCGCAGCUGGUGCCCAUGAUUUUGGUUCGGACAAUGGACAAUCUGGCGGUGGAUUGGAGAGCAAUCAGGAACAUUCGCCGAUUUACAAUUAUCCCGGUGCCGCACAUAAUGGUGGAUUUUUGCCGGCCUAUGGCUCAGCUGGCUCUGGUCCCGAGCAGGACUACCCACAGUGGUCAUCAUCAGCGGCGCCGGAGGAACAGCAGUCGGAACAGCAGGCAACUCAUCCCUAUGCGUACGAUAAAAUUUCAAUGGGCAACUUCCUGCCGCCGUACACGCCGGACUCUGGAUACGAUGAGCAGCAGGGGCAGCUUUACCAUCAGCAGUUGCAACAGCAACAGCAGCAGCAGCAACAGCAUCUGCAGCAACUGCAACAGCAACAGCAGCAACUGUACCACCAACAGCAGCAUCAGCAGCAUCAGCAGCAUCAGCAGCAUCAGCAGCAGCAGCAGGAACAGCACUCCUCGUACUUUGGUCAUCAUGAAUCUGGAUCCGGUUCGACAUCGGCUGCAUCUGCCUCGAGCGGAUCUGGUGCCGAUGACUUUGAGGAACAUCCCGAUGCUGGGCAGGAGCAGAGCUCCAACUACUUGUCGGAGGCAAGUGGUCAUGGCCAGGGACAUGGACAGGGACACACCCAUCACUCGCACCACGUGGAUAUCAUCAACUAUGUGCCGGUGAAGCAUGUGAAGAAGCAGCACGUGCCGGUGGAGAAGGAGGUGAAGAUACCCAUAUCGCAUGCGGUCAUCAUACCGGUUCGCAAGCCAGUGCCCAUCCACAUACCGAUCACCAAGAACGUUCAGGUGCCGGUGGAGAAGGAGCUAAAGGUGCCCGUGGAGCGUCUGAUCCCUGUGCCCGUGGAGAAGCACAUCCCAGUGCCGGUGGAGAAGCAUGUGCCCUAUCAUGUGGUCAAAUAUGUGCCCAUCAAGGUGCCCAAGCCGUUUCCCGUCAAGGUGCCCGUCUUCAAGACCGUGCUGCACAAGGUCAAGAGCUGGUGGUAGAAUCUGGAAUGUGCACAUCUCAUAAAUCCCAUCCUGCAUUCCAACGGCGUUCCUCAUUUGCAUCCAGUGCACGCGAAUUUCGUUAUAGUUAUAAGCACAUUACGCAUACGCCACCGUCAUCCCUGCCCUUUGGGUCACAGAAACCAAAGCGAACAACAUUAUGCAGUUUUGCACAUUUCGUAUUCGCAUUUCAUUUUUAAUGUCGAGUUUUAAAAUUCAUUUAAUCCCCGUGAUGUACAACAAUUUUGUGACUCAUUUAACAUUACAACAAUUUGCAUUAAAAUACACAAACACAAAAUGGGCACAGAAACGGCAAAACCGAAUGAGAAUCAUGAGAAUCGGGAAAAUGGCAAGCGAGACUUUCGCACAUACACACACGUGCUGCAAGGACGAGGUUUUUAGCAGCGAUUUCACGGUGCAUUUGUCAUGGACAUAACCCUUUUACCACCCAACCCAUACCAAAAUGGAAGGGGGUGAGGGGGACCAUGCUCAUUUAUUUAAUUUCACUUUAAGCGCACACAAUGAAAUUUGUGUUUAAUGAAAUGAAAUUCAUCUUCACAAAAGGCUCGCGCAUUCUCCGCCGUUGUUCGCAGGCUGCCAAAUGCCAUUUCCAGACCAUUACAUCGCCAGUUCGGCCUGGAAAAGUGGGCGCUCAACUUGGCCAACCGGGCAUCCCUGUGAUUCCUCUUCUGAUGCCAUCCCCUCCCCCUCCAUUCCCUCCUCUAAUUAAAUUAAGUGCACACCUUUGUUGUCCCGCUACGCGCUGGCAUGCCGCUCGUGCUUUCCCGCUUUCCCAGUCACCUGUGCAGUUCUCUGCUUUGAUUUGCUGCUCCUGCUGCUGCUGCUGGUCGAUUGAAUUGGCCAAGGGACUGCUGUCCCCUAUUUCCCAUUUUUUUCCAAGCUCCCAACUCCCAGUUCCCUGUUCCACUCACUGAAAAGUAUGCCACACAGCACGGCUUUUAAAUAUAGCAUGCACUGGACGGAGGAGCUGUUGCAGAAGGGCAAAGCUCGUUGGCGGAAAGAAAGAAUAACAUAUCGUUUCGUUCUCAGUAAAUUGUCUUCUCCAGCAAUCCUUUUGGUUCGCACGCACAGCCUCCUCCUCAAACAUUCGAUUGGCACUGCAAGAAAAUUCGCAGCAUUUAAAUAAGCCUCAUUGUGUUUGUGUUCAAUGAA